Neurospora tetraspora is the source of this 1846-nucleotide messenger RNA. Its product is annotated as Dip2/Utp12 family-domain-containing protein. The transcript has a single exon. Lineage: Eukaryota; Fungi; Ascomycota; Sordariomycetes; Sordariales; Sordariaceae. Gene Ontology annotation, cellular component: nucleolus. Gene Ontology annotation, biological process: maturation of SSU-rRNA from tricistronic rRNA transcript (SSU-rRNA, 5.8S rRNA, LSU-rRNA). Bases 340 to 1590 code for a protein of 416 amino acids. The record is from RefSeq and is a predicted model, not a curated record.
CCGCGAUCCCAAAUUUUUUUGCAGCAGCUUUCGAACAGUUUUUCGAACAGCCGUAAAAAAAAGUGAAAUCACCGAUUCACUCGAAUAUCUUGCAUUCCUGCAUCUUGCAUUGUCAAGGACCAUACAGACUUACCCUUGCUGUGGUACAAUUCACCUAUUUAUCAUAAUCCAUCCGACCAAUUGGCAGCAUCAGAUACCCUUUAUCAGGUCCAUAUAAUUUUCAAUCGAUAAGGAAAAAGGAAGAGAUUCUUCCCCACGCGACAUCCUCGACUUCCACUUCGCACUUCGACCCUCUCCUUCCUUCAACAACACACAAACAACACACAACCACUACCAACCAUGUCUACCAAGAGGAAAGCGCUCGCCCUGGUCAAGCCGGUGGUGAAGCCCAGCGCCAAAGUCGCAACCAAGUCCAAGAUCGACGAGACAAGGACGGCCGUCUCGACCGGCCCAGCACUGAAGUCGGCCACCAAGGCCGCCCCAGAGACCAUUGAGAUUUCGAGCGACUCCUCCAGCCACUACAGCGACUCCGACAAUGAAGACGUGAACAGCGACAACGAGGCUGAGGCCGCUCCCGAGAAGAAGCAGACCACCGAAACCAAGACCUCCGAGCCCGCUGCUCAACAAGACGAAGCCUCCGACGCCGAGAACGACGACGAUGACGCCUCCCCCACAUUCGGCGACCUCGCCCGCGGCAACGCCACCAUCGACGUUGCCUCCGCCCUGGCCGCCCAAGAAGCUGCCGCCGCCAAUGCCUCCUCUACCAAGAACACCAUUACCGUCCAGCGUCCUAACGGCGGCCAGACCACAAUCUCCGCCACCUCGCUCGGCACCGUGCUCAACCAAGCCCUGCGCACCGACGACUCGGACCUCCUCGAAUCGUGCCUGCAGACCUCGGAUCCCAAGAUCAUCACCAACACCAUCACGCGCAUGGACUCGGCGCUCGCGGGCGUUUUGCUGUCCAAGCUCGCGGCCCGCAUGCACCGCCGUCCCGGCCGCGCUUUUGGGCUGAUGAAGUGGAUCCAGACCACGCUCGUCGCGCACGGCGGAAGCUUGGUCGCGCAGCCCGAGGUCGUGGCGAGGCUGGGCGAGCUCAACCGCGUGCUGGAGGAGCGGGCGAGGGGGCUGCCUGCGCUGUUGGCGCUCAAGGGAAAGCUGGAUAUGUUGGAUCAGCAGAUGCGGUGGAGGAAGUUUGUCAAGAGCGGGGGUGCGAAGGAGGAGCAGGAGAAUGGUGGUGAAGAGAGUGAAGAGGAGGAUGAUGUUGAUGAGCCGGGUGUGGUAUAUGUGGAGGGUGAUGAGGAGACUGAGGGUAAGGCUGUCAAUGGCGCCGGCAACGAGGAGGACUUUGCGCUUAUAGAUGUUGGUGCUGAUGGCGAGUCGGAUGAGGAGGAGGGUGAUGAUGAUGAGGAUGAGGAGGAGGACGAUGAGGAGUUUGAUGAUGCUGAGAGCCUUGAUGAGGAUGAGGUUGAUCAUGAUGAUGUCGAGGAGUCGGGCGAUGAGGAUGAGGAGGAUGAUGAGGACGACGAGGAGGACGAGGCGCCACCAGCCAAGGUGCAGAAGACGUCAUCGAAAUUCGCAAAGAGGAAGUAGGAGAUUUCCGAUCAGGUGUAUUACUGUCAAGCCAAGUAAAGGUAAAAGCUGGUGGGCCAUUUGUUGUCGUCGUCACAUAUCCCGUCAGGUUUCGCAUCCUUGGGGUUAAGGAGUUUAUAAUCGUGUUUUUGUUUUAUACUGGUUUUUGUGUAUUUUUGUAGUAAAAAGGGGACUUUGAGUAACAACUAGUGGUGUUAAACAUACCUUGGGUGAAAUAGUUACUCGGCAAAAUAGAGAUAUGUCAACAUCGCCCAUA